AUUUCUAAUUUAUUAAUUUUAAAAUGUCACUUAUGUUCAUUAUAGCCAAUAGAGCCAUGCCGUGCUGCUCCUUCACGGAUGCUCUAUAUGCAAAGUAUGGAGAAGAAAUGGAGGAUAAAGGAUGCAAUCCAUGUGAAAUAUUUGUAGUUGGUAGUGCACCAGGUCGUUCAAGUCCAAGUGGGAGGCUAAUUAUACCUCGUGCAUUAACAUUGAAUUGUUGUGGAAUAGAAAAUGCUGGCUCACAAAGGACAAUUGAGGAACUCUGUCAUGAUGUUGAAGAAUUAGAUUUAGCUCAGAAUCAACUUAAUGAUUUAAAAGAAGUAAAUUACAUCAUUUCUAAAAUGCCCAAUCUCUGGUUCCUUAAUUUAAGUCAUAAUGAUAUGGAAGAUACUGUUCCAGUUCAUAUGGAUAAAGCUUUAAAUGUUAAAAGUUUAAUUUUAAAUCACACAUAUGUACCUUGGACAGUGGUCAACAGUUUACUUGAUGCUAUGCCCAAUGUUAGAGAACUUCAUUUAAGUUUAAAUGAUUAUGAAUCAGUUGAUUUGGAUCCAAAAAGGCCUUACAAUAAUUUAAGAACUCUUCACAUAAGUGGAAAUCCUUUACAUAGUUGGGAAGAAGUUACUCAUCUUGGACAAUGUUUUCCUUUUUUGGACACUCUUAUAAUGGCUAAUUGUUCCAUAAUAUCUAUACCUGAUCCAAGUUUAUGGAGAAAUAACUUCCAACAUUUGAAAAGUUUCAGUAUGAAAAAUGGUGCAUUAAAAGAAUGGAAAGAUAUUGAAAAAUUAAAUUCAUUUUUUAAAUUAGAAGACAUCAGAUUACAAGGUGUACUAGUACUUGAGGAGCUUUCAGAGAAAGAACGUAGGCAACAUCUAAUUGCAAGACUCCCACAUGCUAAAAUAUUAAAUGGUAGUGCUAUAACAGGAAAGGAACGAGAAGAUGCUGAACGAGCAUUUAUCCGAUAUUUCUUAGAUAAAGAAGAUCGACCUCAAAGGUUUUAUGAAUUAGAAGCCAUUCAUGGAAAAUUAGAUCCUCUUGUAAAUAUCGAUUUGUCUCCAAAGAAAACUGCCUGUGUUCAUAUACGAUAUCAGGAGUAUUGUGAAACACGUGUGAUAAAUUUACAACAUUCAGUUCGUGAUCUAAAAGUGCAAUUUAGUGAAAUAUGCAAUAUAUCACCAACAAAAAUGAGAGUUUUUUAUAUUGAUAAAGAAUUAGUAGGUCAUGGACCAGAGGAAUUGCGCUACAAUACUAAAAAACUGUAUACAUACAUGAUACAAGAUGGUGAUGAAUUUCUUGUUGAUAGAAAAUAAGAUUGAAGUAGAAAAAGUAUAUCAACACAAUUUUAAUUGUAGUAUAAGAUUCUGAUACAAAUCAGUGUUUAUUAAACCUAGUAGUAAUUUUAUUAUCUACAAAAAACUACGAGUGCAUUUACAUUCAGUAAUAUAUAUAUAUAUAUAUAUAUAUAAUGUAUGUAUGUGUGUAUAUAUAUAUAUAUUACAUAAAAUUCUGUAGAAUAAUAUUAGGAUUGUUGAAAAGCUAAUAGUUUAGCCAUUUCUUAAACCAUGUUUACAAAAAAGCUAAAUACAAUGCAAUAAAGCUUCCUUUUGUAAGGCGUUCUGAUUUAAAAUUAGAACAGUUAUCUUAAAUAUGAUAUUUAAGUAU
Centruroides sculpturatus (bark scorpion) is the source of this 1659-nucleotide messenger RNA. Its product is annotated as tubulin-specific chaperone cofactor E-like protein. The record is from RefSeq and is a predicted model, not a curated record. Lineage: Eukaryota; Metazoa; Arthropoda; Arachnida; Scorpiones; Buthidae. The transcript has 5 exons. The coding region runs from base 24 to 1307 and encodes 427 amino acids. Gene Ontology annotation, molecular function: protein binding.